Molecule: messenger RNA, 3458 nt
Organism: Triplophysa rosa
Lineage: Eukaryota; Metazoa; Chordata; Actinopteri; Cypriniformes; Nemacheilidae
Product: kelch-like protein 29
Exons: 14
Coding region: 283-2901 (872 amino acids)
Molecular function (GO): protein binding
Source: RefSeq, a predicted model, not a curated record
ACUCGCGCACGGUGCGAGGAGAAGACACGAGCAACUCGUCACAGCGCACGGAGACGGAAAAGACACCUGCUACCGAUGCCAGAGGCCGGAACGCGCUCUAUACCGCCAUGCAAUGAAACGACAGCUAGCGCGUAAGGAUCUGACAAGCAAAACGUGGGUACCAUUGGGCAACUCGAUUAGAAGGCGCACCUGACUAUACUCCAAAGAUCUCAUUAGUCUGUGAUGAGCAUCAUCAUCCAGCGCAGACCCGAGAAAGCACCACGCAUCCUCUAAGAGGAAGUGAUGUCACGACACCACCACCGUUUCGAGAGGGACUAUCGAGCCCCCUGGGAUCGCCGCGAACGACCCACUGGCCUUCACAACGGCACCUGCUCCUCCACGGCCCCGCCCGUCGCCAAUGGCAACAACCGCCCGGGGCUCCUCCCGCUCCCGGUCAUCCCCUCCCUUCUGCCCACCCCAGUCACCAUCGCCGUGACGACGGCCAGCAACGGCCUCGCCACUAAGCGUUCCGGGGCUCCGUCGUCCGCCGCUGCGCCCGCUGUGAAGGCGUCAGGCCUUUCUCCCGGUGAGACCCAGACUCAGAGUCUCCUGCUGGCCCCUGGGGUGAGAUGGGGUCAGACCCCCAUCAACCAGACCACACCGUGGGACACAGAUGAGCCGCCCACCAAACAGCACAGAGAGAAUGACACCACAGCGCCCGCUUGGGUUCCUCCGGUGGUGGCGGCUAGUCAGCCCAGUCUCUUGGCUCAUUCCUACGGGAUGCAUCAACCUGCCAUCUACAGCCAAGGUGGGUCCGUCCAGUCGCCGCUCGUCGGCGUGACCCCGGCCAUCCGGACCCCCAUCGCCCCACACCAUCCGCUCAUGACCGCCCACUUUCAGCUUCCUCCCGUCUCUUCCCAGCCAGCAGGAAGCCUUGUCCUGAGCUUACAGAACCAGUCGCCUUACGCCACCAGCCAGCCGCCAAUCACCCCGUCGCCCCUAACGACGGCCGGCCAGGUAGUCCAUCCCGCUCCCCAGAGCGUGAUGGGAAACGGUCACAUGGCCCACCCUCUGUUACACCCGCCCACUCUGCCUUCUGCCGCGCUGCCGUUGACCAACGGGCAGGCGACGGUUCAGCCCACGCCGACCUCUGCAAAUCAGGAAGGUCUGAACGGCCUUCAGAUGCUCCGUACCGUCGGAAUGGGGAAGUACGAGUUCACGGACCCGAGUCAUCCGAAAGAGAUGUUGAAGGAGUUGAACCAGCAGCGCAGAGAGAAAGAAUUUACAGACCUGAAAAUUAUAGUUGAAGGCAAAGAAUUUGAAGUCCACCAAAAUGUUCUAGCUUCCUGCAGCUUGUAUUUCAAGGACCUGGUUAAAAGGUCUUCCAAAGAGACGGGAAGCGGAGAGCGGCUGGAACUCAAGAUGACCAAUAUCGGAGCAGAUGUCCUGGAGCUUCUUUUGGAGUUCGUGUACACGGGCUCGCUGGUCAUCCACUCGGCAAAUGCCAAAACCCUGCUGGAGGCCGCCAACAAGUUCCAGUUCAACACCUUCUGCAAAGUCUGCGUGUCAUUUUUAGAGAAGCAGCUGACUGCAGCAAACUGCUUGGGGGUUCUGGCCAUGGCCGAGGCCAUGUGCUGCACCGAGCUGCACAACAUGGCCAAGGCCUUCGCCCUGCAGAACUUUCCCGACGUGGCGGGACAAGACGAGGUCCUCAGCAUCUCCAAAGAUGACCUCAUCAACUACUUGUCCAAUGACAGCCUGAACACGAAGGCCGAGGAGCUGGUUUAUGAGACUCUUAUCAAGUGGAUCAAGAAAAACCCGGCCAGUAGAGUACAGCACAUAUCAGAGUUGCUGGCUAUUGUUAGACUUCCAUUCAUCCACCCCAGUUACCUGCUGAAUGUGGUGGACAAUGAGGAGCUGAUUAAAUCGUCCGAGGCGUGCAGAGACCUGGUGAACGAGGCCAAGCGCUACCACAUGCUGCCUCACGCGCGGCAGGAGAUGCAGACGCCCAGGACGCGGCCGAGACUCUCUGCAGGUGUCGCAGAGGUGAUCGUGCUGGUCGGAGGGAGGCAGGCCAUCGGCAUGAACCAGCGUUCUCUCACGGCCGUCACCUGCUUCAACCCGCAGAACAGCAAGUGGUAUCCGCUCGCCAGCCUUCCGUUCUACGACCGCGAAUUCUUCAGCGUCAUUUCGGCAGGGGACAAUAUUUACCUGUCAGGUGGGACGGAGGCGGGGGUGACGAUGGCAGAUGUGUGGUGCUACAUGUCACUUCUGGACAACUGGAAUCUGGUCUCCCGAAUGACCGUCCCCCGCUGCAGACACGGCAGCCUGGUGUACGAUGGGAAACUUUACACUAUCGGAGGACUCGGAGUGGCUGGAAACUUGGACCAUGUGGAAAGGUACGACACCAUCACCAAUCAAUGGGAAACCGUGUCCCCGCUGCCCAAGCCCGUGCAUUCGGCAGCCGCCACCGUGUGCGGAGGGAAGAUCUACGUGUUCGGUGGCGUAAAUGAGGCGGGACGCUCCGCCGGCGUGCUGCAGUCUUACAUCCCUCAGACCAACACCUGGAGCUUCAUCGAGUCCCCCAUGAUCGAUAACAAGUACGCUCCCGCUGUGAGCCUCAACGGUUUUAUCUUCAUCCUGGGAGGAGCCUACGCCCGGGCCACCACUAUCUACGACCCAGACAAGGGCAACAUCAAAGCUGGCCCCAACAUGAAUCACUCCAGGCAGUUCUGCAGCGCGGCUAUUCUGGACGGGAAGAUCUGUGCUACCGGGGGGAUCGUGAGCAGCGAGGGACCGGCGCUGAGCAACAUGGAGAUCUUUGACCCCUGCAGUAACACGUGGACGCUGUUACAGAACCUGCCGUGCCCGCUGUUUAGACACGGGUGUGUGGUUAUAAAGAAGUACAUUCAGAGCGGCUGAUGAUUUUGGGCUUCUUAAAGGGAACAAACUGGCCCAACAAGCCAACCAACCGAGCUCCAGCCAGCCAACCUGGGUGGGUCACGGUCGAACCCCUGGCAGUCGAGAUUUAGGGAUCUGUAGAAUAGCUCCUAUUCUGAGUCGGCCAAAUCCAGUUUUUCAAAAUGUCCUAUGAAAUAAAAGAAUCUGCAUUUCAUUUUUAGUUGAUAGUCAUGAAUACAAUGAGAAAGCUCAGUCGUGUCUUGAAGUGCUGUUUUUACAACCGGCUGAAGGAAGGAUGUUGUCGACGUCGAUCAUGUAGCCGCCAGCAAGUGUCACGGGAUCGACCGAAGACCCGCCCUGAACUCCAAAGCACAAAACACCAGAACCUGUGAUCGGUUCAUCUUUCCCCCUCUGUAAAUCAUUCCAACUUUCUUUGUGGUUUUUAUCUUCGCAUUUUAUUGAAAUCCACAGACCUGCAGCCAUGGCAGAAUGCAGAUGGAGCCACACUGUAAUAUAGGGAAGAUAUGUAUAUUUUACAAACGGAUGAAAAUUGUGUAUAAACCUUUCUAGAAAAUGUC